GUCUUUUAUUUUUUCGAUUUCUACAAUCCGGAACGUUUCUUUCUCCCCUCUUUGCCUCUCACUCUGCCUCUCUCUCUCGGACUUGCUCUUCUCGCUUUUUCCGUGUGUGUCCCCACUUGCUGGUUCUACCGCUUCUCUCUAUCUCCCUCGCUCUUUCUCGUUACAAACUUCUCCGUCUCUCUGUCUCCCGUUUCUCCCUCUCUUCCUGACUCCGUAUUCCUCUCGAGGUUUCUCUGUGCUUCGUUCGACGAUGUAAACAGACUGAUAUUUUACGAAGGAAUUAUUAACGUUCCUGCACCAAUUUCACCAUCCCGUACAACCGUACGCUGCUGUUAUCACUUCGACAAGUGUUGUGCGUGCACCGGAGUGACGCACCUAUAGCUGAAAUAGGCGCGCAUCAACAACCAGCAUUUCUUCGAUGACAUUGCCUUUGAUUGGUGACGAUUCGUGGGACAACAUUCGCGUAGAUCGGGAGAAAGAUAUGCGUAACAUUUUUUCGAUCGCGAUGCUCGAUCUCUCCACGAGGUUGUAGAUAAGCAUUCUCCCGCGCUACGGACACGGGCGUGAAACAGGUCCAAGCAGGACCGAAGUUAAGUGACCCUAAAGUGCGGAAAUAAACGAGACACUGGUUACGUGCAUAACCAUAUGCAAUAGUGGAACAAUGAAGAAGUUAUCGUUUGAAAUUACCAACUGAACAUGGAGGUUCUAUCGAGAGAUUCAGUGAUCGAGCAUCGAGCAUAUUAGAUAUGCUUCGUACGAUUAGGAAGAGACUGAAUGACUGAACAAAAUUAUAAGGAAUGAUAUUCUACUCGAGCCUAUUGGAUGUUAGAUAAGCUGAAAAAUGUCUGGUGAUUCAGGAUGGAGUGCUGUUAUUCACCAUCCUUCAGAAUUAGAGUUGCAGAAUUGGAAUUGGGAAGAGAAUGAUGGGGAGCAAGAAAGAGAGCUCCCUUCGACCGUCGACAUGGAUGCCAUAAAGGGUGGCGGUAGUUGGCCAACCACUGAACCUAAUGAACUCUUAUCAGGUACAGAUUCUGUCGAUUCUGAAGAAGACUCUGAUUCCGAGGACGAAAGUUCUGGAGGUACCGAGGGUAGCUGCUCUUAUUCGGAUUCGAAUUCAGAUUCGGACGACGAAAGUAGCGGCGACGAGGAAGAUACGGGAUCCAACACGGAUUGCACCUCAGACCACAGCGAGCCUGCGUUUUCCAUUCAGAACGCGAAUUUUGAACCGGGAGCACUUAAAUUGAAGCUGAGCAAGAAAGGUCCAAAAAAGGAGGAAUCAGAGAAAGUGAAAUGCGAGAAAAGUCGAAGAGGCGCAUCGAAAAAAGUUAAAACGAGCCGCGGAGGGAAGUCAUCCGAAUGCAGCAGCGACGAUUCUGACUCGUCGCAGAGCCGUCCACCUUCGCAGCAACAGCAAGCGACGUCGCAGCAGUCGCAGCAGCAGCAACAACCCCAGCAGCAUCAGCCGCUUCAGGAGAUCAAUCAGGAAGAUUUGGCGGCUAUCUUGCCGGACCAGGAGCACGAAGACGCUCCGUUCGACGGUUUUGAAGAUUCGGAGAGCGGUCGGUUAGUAUCGAAAGCGAUCGAGCGUAUGUCGCUCGGUGCCGAUUCCGAUACGAGUGAAACCGGUGAUCAGAAUCCUGUACCUGUGUAUAGUUCCACUUUGCUGCAACAAUUCGUUGAGAAAACGGCUCUGCUGUCCGAACCAAGAAAAAGACGGAGUAAAUUAGGAAAGAAAGUGAACGAUUCCGAAUAUCCCUGCGUUUCGAAUGUGUCUCCAGACUCAGGGAUACAGUCGGUAGACAAUAGUCCGUUGCAUUCGGCUAUUAGUCCCGUGAGUCCUCCGGCACCGGCGCAAUCCCCGGUACAACCAGUUGUCACGAAGCCAGCGGUGAACGUUGAUCGUGUUCUCUAUCCACCUAAACGAAAACCUGGUAGACCGGCGAAAACGGUUUCUACGCAACCUCGUGGCCCGGGAAGGCCGAGGCUGAAGCCAGAGAUCGUAGAGAAGAUUGAGAAAAUUGAGAAGACGGAGAAGACCGGCAAGAACGAGAAGACCGAAAAGAAGGAGAAUCAAUCAGUAAAAGUAGCGAAAGAAGAAUCGAACAAAAGGGGAAAAGCGAAGGUGCCGCCACAGAAAACCGCUUCAUCAUCCCGGACAGAUAAACAAGAGGAAAAUGAAUCGGCAAAGAAGUCGAAGGAGAAGACGCCGGUCGUUUGUCAGAAGAAACGGAGCUGCAACAUUUCCAAGCAAUGCACGCAGGGUAAGGUAACCGGGAAGCGGAACAGCGUAAAUUCUCCAGCGCGUGUCAAGUGCCUAAGUAGAACUGUUACGAGCAAAUAUGGAAAAGAGGGAGUUCAAUGCAACGGUGGGUCGUGUAAGAAAGUCGGGAAAGAGAAGCCCGCUGGAACGGGAAACAAAACUACGACUCUGUUACGGCGACAGAAGCAAUCGAUUUGCGAACGAUCGUCCAAUGACAAGAAACUGGUCAGUUCGAGUAAGAGAAGUCUGAAGGAGAACAGAAGCUCGUCUACAGGAACUUUGGCUAAAAGACAGGUAUUGGUGAAGAAGAAUGCCGCGCCGGUCACGCGACGCGUCUUGAAAGAAAAUAAAAAUACGAAGAAGGCCGGGACGGCGUUCGCAACGAACGGAGUUGGCGUGCAGACGUUGAUAUCUUUACCUGUUGGCGAGGUAUUAAAGGCCGAGAAAGUUGGAAAUGUCAGCAACAAGUGCGACAAGGCGACGCAGCCUAUACACAAUCAUUGUCACAAAAACCAUCAUCACAAGCAUCGAAGACGGAUGCUUUUGCCGCCAAAAAAUCCCAUACGGAUCCAUCCGUGUCUUAUCCAAGAGUUAGAGAAGCUGAUCGAAGAGUUUUCGAGAUUGUGCACUUUAGGUAGGAACAAUUCGAACUCUGGUUAUUCCGAGUUACCUCAGAUAUUCCGCAUAAGGAAAGUGACGAAGAAGAGGAAAGGCGACGUUUCGGCGAAUGAAGACCAGAAGCAAAAAAGACGUUUGAAGAAAGAGAAGACUCUGUCAGGGACAGAUUCGAAAAACAGUACGAAUGCGAACGCGAAUUCGAAUCCCAAUGAACAGCGAUUACCAUUGAAGAAGAGGCAUUAUCACGUGUCCAGUCCUCACAGUUCGCAAAGCUCGAACGCAAGUGGCACGGAUGGAGCAGCGAACGAAGCGAACUCCACCGAGAGUCACAUUGAAGAAGCAAUCGAAGCGACCAUAACGAGGUAUGGAGGCAGUUCCGCAUCCUCUUUCCAAGAAGAUUCUGUACCUGUUACUCCUAAGAAAAGGCUUAGGGACACUGAGAGCAGAAACCCCGACAAGUCGAGUGCGUCGUGUUCCGAUCUUUUGGACGAGAAAUCAUUGAGUCAAAUAGAAAUACAGCCACGUCGUAAGAAGAAGAUCGUCAAAGAUCUACGUGUAACGGUUACGAAAUUACCUGUCGAGGGUCACGGAGCUUCGGAGAAGGGUGAAAAGACGGACAAAGCUGAGAAAGCUGAUAGCAAGGCCGAGAAGUCUGAGAAAAGUUCUAACGAUUCUAGAAGCGCGAAGAGUCGCGGGGAAAAGGGCGGUAGAAGCGAGAAGGCGACGGAGAAGUUGGUGAAAAACGACAAAAGUCAAAACGAUAAAGUCGAGAAAAGAGAUAUCUCGCCGGAUGUUCAUUUGGAGAAGAAUAUAAAAGUGGAUGCCGCAGAAUUUAAUGCAGCGGAAAGUUUCGAUGAGAACGAAACGAAACCAGCUCAAAGCAGUCUCAGUCCUAAUGUCCCGAAUCCUUUGAACUCCUCCGCAGUACUGGUAUUAGCUAAGAAGAAAAUUAGAAGAAGGAAAACCAUCAACCGUACAGGUUUUCCUACGUUGAAGAAAAAGAAGAAGAAAUCCGUGAAGAUGAGGGAGACAACAGACGCAUCGAGUGCUGUGGCUGGUGAGAAUAGUACGGACGUUCCAGCUGAUGCUGAAACCUCAACGAAGGAAGGAGCUGAAGACUCGAUAGUCGAUAGCAAAACGACUUUGCUAAAUACUGAGAUUCAAGAAGCGUUUGCUGAGGACGUAUCUCAUAAACCUGUUAACAACGUUACUCAGAGUCGAGUUCAGUCAAAAGCUGAUCCGUGCUCGAGUGACACAAAUUCACCGAAAUCGGAAACUAAUAGCCGUGCUCGUUCCGAGGAGACGUCUGAACCUCGUUCCGGUCAAUUGAGGGUUCGCAAGGAUCUCGUAGAAACGGACAGCGAUAACGCGUCAAACAAAUUGUGCCCGGUUAAGUUUGAAAAGAUUCAGGACGCAAAGCCUUAUGACGAGAACGCGCCUCUGGACGAAGUCGUAGAGAGAUUCAAUUCGAAUCAACGCAUCGCAGAGUUGAGCGAAGAAAACGUGAAAAAACUGGAACGCGCGACGUCUCAGACGAACAUAAAAACGGAGCACGCGGGUUCGUUUAACGGGAAUCAAAGAAAGCGCAGGGGUUCCUCGAGUCCUUGCAAUUUGACGGCUAGAAACCUGAAGCGGUUGCGUAGCUCCGGCUACGACACGGAGAACGACAUCAUGCCCAAUAACGACGUCCUUAGUGACGAUCACGAGGUAGGCAAGCAUUCGAACUCGACGCACACGAGGAAGAAACAAUCCAGGUGGAAGAAACGUUACUUACAGGGAGAUAUUCUGCAGGAGUACGGGAAAGAUUUCGACGGGAAAUCGCGUGGCAACAUCGAGAACAGCGGCGCCUCUGGAAAAAAAAUCGCGUCCGAAGCCAGUGAGUCCGCGGCUUUGUUGUCUACGUAUCAAUGCGGGAAAUUGCUGCGACAGAGGAAAAUGCCAUUUCAGCUCCCCUACGAUUUGUGGUGGUUGCAUACGCAGUCUAGAUUGCCUGGCAGAGAAUCCGCAGUUCCAUCGUGGAAUUAUAAGAAAAUUCGUACUAAUGUAUAUUACGAUGUAAAGCCUACUACUCUGUACGAAGCUCAAGCUUGCGAGUGCAAGCCUGAAAGCGGCUGCGGGGACGAUUGCAUCAAUCGUAUGGUUUUCAGCGAGUGUUCCCCGCAGCUUUGUCCUUGCGGCGAGAAGUGUGAGAAUCAGAAAAUUCAGAAACACGAGUGGGCACCGGGUUUGCAGAAAUUCAUGACCGAAGACAAGGGUUGGGGCGUGAGAACUCAACAAGCCAUAAAAUCUGGGGUCUUUAUUCUUGAGUACGUCGGGGAAGUAGUAUCCGAAAGAGAGUUUAAAUCGAGAAUGGCUACCAGGUAUGCGAAUGAUACGCAUCACUAUUGCCUGCAUCUCGAUGGUGGUUUGGUAAUCGAUGGGCAUCGUAUGGGCGGCGACGGAAGAUUCGUGAACCACUCUUGCGAACCCAAUUGCGAGAUGCAAAAGUGGAGCGUUCACGGCCUUCCGCGUAUGGCGUUGUUCGCUUCUAGAGAUAUCAAGCCGGGUGAAGAAUUGACAUACGAUUAUAAUUUCGCGCUCUUCAAUCCAUCCGAAGGACAGGAGUGUAGAUGCGGUAGCAGCGCUUGCAGAGGCGUGAUUGGUGGGAAGAGUCAGCGGGUUUCGAAGAGUGUAACUGCUAUUCCGCCGCAGUUGGAACCGCCGGAAAGGCGAUCGGUCGGACGACCAAGAAAGAACAUGCGAAAGUCUAACGCGGUCCAAUCUUCAAAUUCGAAAGGCAUUUGCAAAUCUCGAAAAAUGGGCGAUUCUAGUUUGAUCCACGCACCCGUAUUGAAACCUAUGUCGCAUCAGCAACGGUGCUUCGCUCAACAACAUCAUUGUUUCCUGUUAAGGAAUUUGGAGAAGGUUAGACGCGUCAAAUCGUUAGUGAAUCAAGUCCAAGUGCAAAAUGGUAAAACCAAGUUUGGCAAUGCGAACGCCGUGAAAGAAAAAGGUCCAGCGGACGCGAAGAUUCAAUCUGACGCAUUCUUCUCGCAAUUAACGGCACUUACUAAUACAAAUACGCGUACCGUACGAACCCGAAGACUGGCUCAAGCGCAGGACGAUCCAGAAAUGCACAAAACUGCGAAAUUGGCCAAGGUUUUGAAAGAUUUGUAUAGUAUCGUAACAAACGCGAACGAUGAGAAUGGACAACCACUGUGCACACCGUUUAUAACGCUACCAUCGAAGAGAAAAUUGCCAGACUAUUACGAGAAAAUAUCUGAUCCUAUAGAUCUGACUACGAUCGAUCAGUGUAUCGGUACAGGUCAUUACAAAACUGCUGAGCAUUUCGACCAGGAUAUGAUCAAGCUGUUCGAUAACAAUGUCCGAUUCUUCGGGAGAACCUCGGAAAUCGGUAUAGCCGCGGCAAGGUUGAGAAAACUAUAUCUAGGAAGCAAACCCGAUUUCGUGGAUGCCAUCACAGAAGCGAUGGGCUCUCCUCCGUCUCAAGGAUUUUUGCCUCCUCGUGGUUCUACGGCGGGCGAGGAAGAUGUCAUCAGAUGCAUUUGUGGCUUGCACAGAGACGAAGGCUUGAUGAUUCAAUGCGAACGCUGUCUUGUUUGGCAACAUUGCGAUUGCGUUAAAGCCGAUACGAGCGUAGAAUCUUACUUAUGCGAAAGGUGUCAUCCGCGCCCAGUGGAUCUCGAGAUUCCUUUGGAAGGCGAUGAGGAAGAGGAAGGCAAAAAGCAUUACGUCACUCUGAUGCGCGGCGAUUUGCAGCUCAGGCAGGGCGACACAGUGUACGUGUUGAGAGACACACCCGAGAAACAUACAUACAAAACCAUACAAAAACCCGACUAUGAACAGAUGGAUAUCUUUAGAAUCGAGAGACUCUGGAAAAAUACCGAAGGCGAGCGGUUCGUGUUUGGUCACCAUUAUUUAAGACCGCACGAAACGUAUCACGAACCGACCAGAAAGUUUUAUGAGAACGAAGUUGUGUGUGCACCACUUUACGAAGCAGUUCCGUGCGACUUGGUUGCUGAACGAUGUUGGGUUCUCGAUCCUCACACGUAUUGUAAAGGUCGACCGGUGGGUUCUACGCCAGAGCAUACUUAUGUCUGCGAGUAUCGCGUUGAUCGCGCUGCUCGAUUGUUCACAAGAGUUGCCAGAGCCAGGCAUCAAGUUUGCACGAAACCUUACGCGUUUGAAAUGUUUCCACAACGAAUCAAGCAUUAUCGGACAUAUUUGCCCCACAGUCUGGAAGGGAUUCAAGUCGGAGGGAAGAUGAAUAAAGAUAAAAAGAAGACGAGCACCCAGGAAGUCGAUUCUAAUCAGAAGUUGGAAGCGGGCGACAAUGCAAAAACGCACACCAAGGACCAGCAAAAAUCUACCAGUAAGGGGAGACGACGGUCGAACGAAAUUUUAACUAUCGCUACACCCGCGACGUCGUUCGCUCAGAGAGAAGAACAGAGGAGACGACUAAACAGCAUUUUAACCAAUCUAUUACAAAAGAUGCCGAAUAAAAAAGACCCUCUGGAUCUGUCGUUUUUACUAGAGAGAAACAGGCGAAAUCGUAAGAGGCCAGGUGGAUUAAAUCCGUGACACUGGAUUGUACAUGAACGAUAAUAAGGCUUUAUAAUAUUAGGUACAUGCGAUGUGCGUGUACGACACUCCACACGUAGACAGACUCGCGCGCGCACAUACGUACGAUAGCUAACACAGUUAAUAAUAUGUGCCACUGCUAAUUUCUCUCACAGUCGAAUCUGUAAUCAAACCGAUCAGACCGAUCGAUUAUUUCGUUUCGUUAUACGUAAUCGAUGUCAUUCAAUCUGUUUUACAAGGGAAAUUAGAGACAGCUCGUUUCCUUCUCCUUGUUACACCAUGACCCGUCCAUUCGUAUAAUUUUAAUCUUAAAUGCGAAGGCUAUCCUCCGCGAGGAACGUCGUAUCAAUCGAGAACCAUUUUAUAUGUUGUUUUAACGUGUAUGAAACUCGAUAGGGAACCAUGGGCUCAGGUACCGAGUGAAAUUUUCUAUUGUCCUUUUGGCAUCUUUUUAAGGUAGAAGUUCGAGAGAUAAAUGGUAGACGCAUUAAUUGAAACGAAUGGUAAUCUUCGAUUAUCUUUUAUUUAGGAUAUUCCAGUGAGUUUUAUCUCGAAAAAUUUGUAAGUAUUUCGAUCGCGUGGAGAUAUAAUUCGUUUUUGUGAAACGGAGGAAAUCAGGUCCCGCACGGUGGACAAUGUAUCUGUUAAAUUAAAUCUAACGAGAUCUAUAUUAAUUCUAAUAUAAU
Messenger RNA from Ceratina calcarata, 8145 nucleotides. It is a transcript of the gene ash1, whose product is annotated as histone-lysine N-methyltransferase ash1. Gene Ontology annotation, cellular component: nucleoplasm; nucleus. The record is from RefSeq and is a predicted model, not a curated record. Gene Ontology annotation, molecular function: chromatin binding; DNA binding; histone H3K4 methyltransferase activity. The coding region runs from base 842 to 7459 and encodes 2205 amino acids. The transcript is spliced from 13 exons. Lineage: Eukaryota; Metazoa; Arthropoda; Insecta; Hymenoptera; Apidae. Gene Ontology annotation, biological process: regulation of DNA-templated transcription.